AACUAUAGUUCAGAGUGUUUGAAAGAACCAGAACCAGAACUUAAGUCGGUGAAUUUAAACUCAGCUUCAAACGCUAACGCUACAUCAGAUGUUAAGUUAGAGUAUCCACCACUGGACCAAAUUCUUUCAAGAGAAGCCAACGACAAUCCUUACACAAAUGUUCAAACAAAUCCUUCAGAUAACGUAGACCAUUACCUUCUUCAGUUAUACCAAACAAUUUUACUCAAAGACGAUAAGAAGCUUUUGACAAAUCUUAUAAGCAAGAACCAAAUAAUUCUAACAAAGGAGGACCUUGAAAAUGUUAUCUCACGAAUAACAGGGAAACAAUGUGUCAUUGACUAUCUCGACCCUGAAAUCGAAUGA
This is a messenger RNA of Trichomonas vaginalis G3, 363 nucleotides long. RefSeq lists its product as uncharacterized. The transcript has a single exon. The annotation marks the transcript as partial. The record is from RefSeq and is a predicted model, not a curated record. NCBI's taxonomy places the organism in Eukaryota, Parabasalia, Trichomonadida, Trichomonadidae.